UUUAUGUACUACCAUUUAGUAAAGCUUCUGUCAAUUCUGUCAACGAGAACAUUUCCAUCUGAAAAAUAUGUGAUUUUAGGUUGACCAACUAGCGUGAUACAAGACAUUGAAGGAAUUCGAAUUGACAUUGUGAAAACAGGAUUUAUUUGUCGCAUUAGUUAGUUUUAGAUGUUAUAAUAACGAUAUGGAGAUGCAGUACCAGAAUCCAAGCCGUAAUCGCCGACCCAAAGAUGAAGACCCAGCAAUCGGUGAGCUUUUUGAGGCAUGUGAUCUUGACGGUAGUGGGUACAUCGAGGAGUCCGAGUUGGCUCAUAUUUGUAACGAGUUGAGCGAAGACGAACUGCACGAUGUCUUCCGAGAACUCGACCGGGACGGCGAUGGUAGAAUAAGCAUUCAGGAUUUCUCCGAAGGAUUUCAGAGCGUCAGUGACACUUUGCUCUCCCUGAGUCGGCGGAAACGACGCCUACGCAGCAGUAACUCACUGGAAAUGGACGCAUUCAUCAGUAGAAUGGGGCCGGGGUAUGAUCAGCUAAACUGCCAAGAACAAGUAUGCGAAUUAUACCAACAACUACAUGCCUCUGAAGUUCCUCAGUUAUUAGCACAUUUUGAGAAUAUCAUUAUAGGAGUUACAAAGGAUCUGAAAUCACAGCAAUCUGAAGUUACGCGACUCGAGAAAACACUGCGCAGGUCCAAUGAAAUGCACCAGGACCACUUGAAGCAACUUGAAGAUGAGAUGGACGCUCAGAUGCUACGAUUAGAACAGAGGAUACGGCAAGAGGAAAGGGAGAAUGCGGAAGUUGAAAAGUUCGAAAUUCGACGCCAGAUGGAAGACGAAAUAUCGGAGUUGCAGGCCAACUUGAAACGAUUUCAUAAGCUGGAGAACCGUUUCCAGAGGGAUACUGGCAGGGAUGAAGCUUUAAGCAACCUCCGGAAACAAGUGGAAGAGUUGAUGCAAGAAAAUAGACACCUGAGGAGUAACUUAACUGAAACACAGACCGAUCUAGCAUUGGUGAGAACUGAACUCGACACCGUGCAAUCCACGUGCGAAGAACAGAGGGGCUCACUGUCCACUGAAAAGGGAACACUUAUGGAGUAUGCGCAUGAACAAGAAAACCUGACUCGUCAACUCCAUUUACUGCAGGAAGUUAAUAAAAAACUUCACGAUACCAACGACGAUCUGAGGGCAGCUCUGGAAUCAAGCAAGCAGACGCAAAAGAGGAGUAUAAAAUCUAUUAGAGCAGCCGGGUCACGUGGUUCAUUCAUGAGUGACUACAUUGACGAAGAGUUGCCAAAUGAUUUUGUACAGACAGUUGGUAUAUUAUCAAAUACAAAACGAGGUUCACGCAUAUACGGAUUGGAUUUUUCACAUCGUAAACGUCCACGAAGCACCAAAUCAUCGAGGGCGUCAUCGAUAGAAGAUGAUAGUCUAUUAGCGUGCGAUCCGCAGAUGAGAGGAAUGAUGGCCCCAUAUCAACGGACCCUUGAGGACUGGGAUGUCGAUUCUGGAAAUUCCACGUUGAGAGAUCCAAACGAAGACUCCGAGUACGAAGCGAACAGCAUCGACGAGGACAUCAGAGUGGGUAGUCCUGCGAGAUACGAAGAUGAUCAAAUGCAGGCUAUAUCCGAGGCAGAGAAUUGCCGCGACGACAACAGUAUGGAGACUGACGUCACUGUUAUACGUGCUAAUAACACACUGACAGAACCAAUGAACACGCCGAGACGAGCGAGUCCCACACUGAGCGUCAAAAGUGUCGACUCGAGGUCAUCGCGCCCGGGGAGCGGCAGGAGGAGGGCGCUUCCCCAAAUACCACUUAGGGCGAUAACUCCCAGCACAGCCAUGCCGGAACGGAUGUACAAAGUAGUAAUGGCCGGUGACGCAGCUGUUGGCAAAUCCAGUUUUAUUCUUAGAUUAUGUAAAGGAAUAUUCCACAACAAUCUUAACUCGACUCUCGGUGUUGAUUUCCAAAUGAAAACCCUAGAAGUUGAUCAGAAGUUGACGACAAUUCAAUUAUGGGAUACAGCGGGACAGGAACGAUUCCGCAGCAUCGCCAAAUCCUACUUCCGUCGAGCCGAUGGCGUUCUUCUUCUCUAUGACGUCACAUUUGAGAGGUCCUUCAUCAAUGUACGAGAUUGGAUAGAGGCGAUUGCGGAUGGAGCUCAAAAGGAACUUCCGAUCGUAAUGUGUGGUAACAAGACUGAUGCACGUGCCGAGACGACAGCCAAGGGAAUACGGUGUAUAUCGACAGAGGAGGGCGAGAAAUUAGCUAAGGCCCAUAAUGCACUGUUUCUUGAAACAAGUGCCAAGGAGGGAGAUGGAAUCAUUGAAGCUGUCACAGAACUUGCCAGACGUCUCCAUGAACGUGAAGAUUUAGAAGUGCAGGAGAUUGGUAUGAAGCUGGGUGACGAUUCAAUGAAGAAAAAAGAUAGCAAGUGUUGUAAUAUGUAACCAGGAAUUCCCAGCGUUCACCGCGUGGCUUCAAAUCAAAGCCUUCCAUCGUCCGUAUUUUUUUUAAAACAGCGUGAUAUCAAUCCUAUACAUUAGCAUUAUAUAUAAGUUUCAAAGCAGUGGAGACAUUUUUGACUUGGUGUGAGAGGACAUAUGCACAUAUAUUCACAGAGCAACUUUGUAUAUAUCACAUUUUUCUUGUUAUUUAUACGAUAAAUUAUAAAAUCAACGAGUCCAGAUUAUCGUUGUUUUAUAACAUUCCAUUUACAUAUAUAUAUAUAUUGUUUUUUUAUACAUAAACAAAAAAAAUCUGAAAAAUAUGUUAAAUAUAUUUAGGUGUAGGUUUUUUACGCGAUUUGAGAACAGUUGGUGUUCACCAAUAAGUGCCUUGCAAUGACGAAUAUUCAAUGAUUUUUAAGUCUUUGAAAUAAACAUAUAUUUUUCAGUUAUUCUCUAUUAGUUGUUUCAACCAUAGGUUCUGUCUAGAUUAGUGUUGCAAUACAUUACAUGUAUAUCAGGAAAUUACGCUGAGCAAUCUGUUACUAUACAGCGUGACCCUUCGUUUUAUGAAGCGUAUACUGGUAUAACAUGUGCACGGUUGGCAUAGAGACCUACACCACCAAGUGCACUGUGCAGAUGUUUUAGACGGAACAGAUAAUAGUGUUUCAGGCUACCCAUCGAUGUGGUUUAUUCUUACUUCACAAAGCUUAAAAAUGGCGGACUUCAUAGCAACGUGAAUUUGACAUCACUACUAUCACUGUAUUUUGGUCGGAUAAAAUAUACUUUAUAUGUUGUACACAGCGGUACAAACACGAAUCCCCAAAACGAAUUACAAAAUCCUAUUCAUUAGUUUAAAAAAAUAAUACAGUUAACCGCGUUCACGGGUAGCCUGAAGAGAUUGUAUAACUCAGAUUGUGGCGUUCCUUGACAUAUCUGUUUUGUAUCAAUAUUGGUUUGAGAUAGAUAACAUUCAGAUCUAUCUGUGUAAAUAUACUUCUUAGUCAUAUACCUACUAGAUAUACAUUUUAGCGUCUUAUUUAUCUCUAGUGUUCAUUCGAUUUCAUUAAGUAUGUAUAUAUUUUAUCAUUUUUUUGGAAGUUCCUUUCAUUGUAUAUAUUUUCUUCAGCUCUGGAAAGUACAAUCAGUACUGAUCACUUUGUUGCCAUGACAUCAAAUAUGGACAUUAGACUAAUCGUUUUUAUUUAUCAAAUCGAAUGUGCCAUUAUUCAAUGUAUUUAUCAGGUUUAUUUUUUUUCAGGCAUAUUUUAGUAACGUUUUUCUCGAGGCUGUAAUUAUAGAUUAUUUUUAGGAUUAUGCAGGGUUAUAUGUACCAGCCAGGUGUACGCCACCUGACCUUCGAACCCGGGACGUGUCAAAGACAGUAGUAGCAAAACAACUCAACUUAGCCAACCACACCUCAUUCACCGAUACUAAAAUUGAAAAGGAAAACCGGAGUUGAGAAGAUAGUGUAGUGUAGAAUAGUAAAUAUAUAUACAUAUGUUUUUUGGGUAACGUCCGGGGCUUUAAGGUGAAGGCGUACACAUGGCUGAAAUAUUUGGCGUGUUUGCCAGGCAAGUUUAUAUGUUACAAAUACAGCCGGUCUUAUUUGCCGUCUUUUUACAUGAUCAGUGUGGACAGACUAUUAAUUACCAUAUUUGGUUAUAUUCAUGACGUGCUGCGCAGUACACGCCAACUUGUAAUACGUUAUUACUCGUUUGCCGAGCAUGCGCAUUAUCUGAAACAAUUACGACCAAUGAAAAAGGCGUUAACGUUUGUAAACAUGGCUGGUAAACACUAUUUACGUAAAUAGAACAGAGUAAGAUAGCUUUAGUCUUAUCUAUAACACGAUCUAUAGCACACACAUACUGAUUUAUGGGGGCAUCGAAUCUCAUGGCACGCAGGUCGUAUACAAAUUCAAGUGAGCAAGAGAUUUCAAUAACACUGUAUCACAAAAAAAGUAAAAGUAACCCGUAAAACAUUACAUUAUAUUUGAAUUGGAAUACCGCGGGUCUUGUUUCCCUCUCGGAUGAAAUAAACAACAAACGAAUAGUUAAAAUGAACAAUCGUUAUUUUAGACGACAGGAUUAUCAAUCAAUAGUACCAACCCUACUAGCUACCAAUAUAUACGAUAUUAACUAAGUUUUAUCGUCGAUAUACAACUAUGUUACAUUGCGUUUUUCCAAAAUGCUUUGCAAGUGAUACGUUAUGAAGGAAGCCAUGAUUUUAUUUUUGUUUUAUAUUUACAGAUUUAUAUUGAUUUUCAUUCAUUCUUUCUCACAUAAUUGUUCUAAGAGAUGAAGAUUAUUAUAUAUAAAAGAUAGUCAUUUUUCUGUUUUCAUUACUCCGUCUUGUAGAUAUACUGUCCUGUUUUCUCCAAAUUUUGUUGUCACUAGAACAUUUGACAUAUGUUUUGUUGUCACUAGAACAUUUGACAUAUGUUUUGUUGUCACUAGAACAUUUGACAUAUGUUUUGUUUUCGCUAAAAAAAUUAUUACUGAAUGUAUCACAAAAUCAAUUCACUAUUUGUUGUCACUCGAUCGUUUUCCUGUUACUUCGUGUUGUCACUAUAUUUUUUCACUGUUUUCACCACUUCGUGUUGUUACGACACUAAUUACUGUUUCACUACUUCCUGUUAUCACUAGACCAGUUAUCAUGUUUUCACUACUUUGUGUUGUCAAUGUCGAUUAGUUUAGUGUUUCCCUACCAGUUAUCAUGUUUUCACUACUUUGUGUUGUCAAUGUCGAUUAGUUUAGUGUUUCCCUACCAGUUUUCAUGUUUUCACUACUUUGUGUUGUCAAUGUCGAUUAGUUUAGUAUUUCCCUACCAGUUUUCAUGUUUUCACUACUUUGUGUUGUCAAUGUCGAUUAGUUUAGUGUUUCCCUACCAGUUUUCAUGUUUUCACUAUUCCGUACUAUCACUAGAUCAUUUUCUUGUUUCACUACAUCGUGUUGUCACUAACAGAUUUGACUGUUUCAUUAUAUCGUGUUGUCUCUGUAUGCUGUCACUAUAUUAGUAUACUCUUUCAAUACUUGUUAUCAUCACUAGAUCGUUUUCUUGUUUUCACUAGAUCAUUUUGCUGUUUUCAAUAUUUCUUGUUGUCACUAGAUCAUUUCAUCUAUUCACUACUUCGUGUUGUCACUAGAUCAUUUCAUCUAUUCACUACUUCGUGUUGUCACUAUACCAUUUUAUCUUUCACUACUUCGUGUGUCAUUAGAUCAUUUUACUGUUUUCACUACCUCGUGUUGCCACUUGAUUCAUUUUAUCCUUUCACUACUUCGUGUUGUCACUAGAUCAUUUUAUUCCUUUCACUAAUUCGUUGUCACUAGACCAUUUUAUCCCUUUCACUACUUCGUGUUGUCACUAUAUCAUUUUAUCCCUUUCACUACUUCGUGUGUCAUUAGAUCAUUUUACUGUUUUUACUACCUCGUGUUGUCACUACACUCGUUUUAUCCUUUCACUACUUCGUGUUGUCACUAGAUCAUUUUAUUUCUUUCACUACUUCGUGUUGCCACUAGACCAUUUUAUCCAUUUCACUACUUCGUGUGUCAUUAGAUCAUUUUACUGUUUUCACUACCUCGUGUUGUCACUAGAUUCGUUUUAUCCUUUUCACUAAUUCGUGUUGUCACUAGAUAAUUUUACUGUUUUCACUACCUCGUGUUAAUAUAAAAUAAUAUUUGUGAUUUCUACUUGGUUUUAUGACCAGGUCCAGUGUUCACUAUUUUUGGUAUCACUGGAUCAUUUUUCUGUUUUCACUACUUGUUAUCGGCACAAUAGUCAUUUUACUGUUGUCACUUCAUUGUGUUAUCACUAGUUUAUUAUAGGUGUAGGUGUUUUACAUAAUCUGUAAGCCAUAUUUUUCAUAACAAUAUUAUCUUAUGUGGUAAGGCAAUUAUGAACAAAUUACAUGGAAAUAAAUGAAUAAACAGCAUGUGUCGUGUA
Molecule: messenger RNA, 6385 nt
Organism: Saccoglossus kowalevskii
Lineage: Eukaryota; Metazoa; Hemichordata; Enteropneusta; Harrimaniidae
Product: ras and EF-hand domain-containing protein-like
Molecular function (GO): GTP binding; GTPase activity; calcium ion binding
Source: RefSeq, a predicted model, not a curated record